This is a messenger RNA of Lodderomyces beijingensis, 4857 nucleotides long. Lineage: Eukaryota; Fungi; Ascomycota; Pichiomycetes; Serinales; Debaryomycetaceae. The record is from the annotation of a GenBank genome assembly.
AUGAAGAUUGUUAAAAUAUACAAGAGCAACGUGCUACGGUAUGUCGACCAGGAAAGCAAAUUGGAGCUGGGUGGUGGUGUUGAGGCACGUUUACCAAAGCGAAGAAAGGUGGAUGAGCAAGAGUCGGCCCCGCAGGACGAAACCCACUUGUUUUCGCGGACGAUAACGAUCGAGGAGACGUCCAGUGUCCUCUUUCCCCUGGGAGAGAUUCCCGAGGAAGUGAGCUUUAGUGUGGGUGUUACUGGCUUCAAACACGCGAGGAGAAGUGACGACAAGUUCACCAUAAGUUGGUGUGCAAAAAGUUCUACAAAACAGUUUCCGAUAGUAGAGUUUACCGACUGCGAGGGCCAAGUGCAGAACGAGCUCCAGCUCGUUCGUCUUGCCAACCCCAGAAACGGGAUGAGGCCGAGUGUGUCCAUUUGCUUAAAGACGCGGGGUUCGUCCGUAUCGUUGACUGUCGCAUACAAACUCGAUUACUUUGUCAACUUCAAAAACGCUGUAACCAAGGAGAUCCUGAACUUGCUUUCUGGCCUUCUCUUUUCCGCCACGGACUCUGCAGAAGAAAGCGGUUCAGUUUCAGCGGAACUGUUUUACAGUGCUGUGUAUGCGCACACGGAAAAGAUGCCCCCGUUUGAAGACGAUUUCGACAUACCUGAGUUGGAAACGACUUUGCUAAAGUUUCAGAAAAAGACUGUCAACUGGAUGCUAUCGAUGGAGAAUGCCCGAUAUAAUUCUGACGAUAGUCGAUGCACCCAGGUGCCCUUUGUCACGAAAGAGGAUUUGCGCAAUGACGAAAAAGUGCUAUCUGCCAUGAACAAAUUGUCUCCCGGGUGGAAGGGGCCCAUAGCUUUCAAUAACCAAGAACUAUAUUUCAACGCCAUCACCGGCCACAUCUCGACAAUGAGCCACCUUUGCUCGUUUUUGGAAAAUUACUUGAGCAGCGAGGACAAGAGUCAGUACCCAACUGUGCUCCCGGCAAAGGGACUCUUGUGCGAAGAGAUGGGGUUGGGCAAGACGGUGGAGUCGGCUGCAACUAUAUUGUUGAACCAGAGGCCUCUCCAGGAUGUCGACCAGAGGGUGAAGCGACCUCUCAGCUCCGUUGGUGACUACAAGAUGGUCAUCAAGAGCAGGGCCACCUUGAUCAUUGCUCCCGUUACAAUCAUCAAACAAUGGCAAGAAGAGAUCUUGAGACUCGCGCCUUCGCUUUCCAUCAUCGAGUACACGGGCGUGAGCUCCUACAAGAUGUUCAACUACAAGCCUGCCAUUAUUGCCGAGUACUUGAACAAGUUCGACAUUGUGUUUGCCACUUAUUCGGUCAUCUCCAAGGAAUUGGACUAUGCAAAGUUUUCAAACAACUUGAGAAAGACUCGCGCGGCUCGCAAGGAUUCGCUUUUUUGCAAAGAGCCAACAGAUUUGACGGGCCACGUGGAAAAAAUCGAGUCUCUGCGUUCGGAUGCCGAGACCAUAUACUAUUCACUAAAGUCAAAGCCACCACCGAGGGCCAAUAUCAAAUCCAGCGAUGAGCAGCCUUUCACCGAUUAUGAACAAGCGCUCCAGGACGAGAUUGCAUUGAGCUUGAAGCAUAACGAAGUACCAGAUUGGUACCAAGCCAUCGAUUAUGCAUGCCCUUUGAUGUUGAUGGAGUUCUGGAGGUUGAUUUUGGACGAAGUUCAAAUGGUAUCACUGAGUAUGACCAGAGCUUUCCAAAGCGCACAAAUGAUCCCGCGAUUCCACAGCUGGGGGGUGUCAGGAACACCCAUCCAGAAGGACUUGAACGACCUUUAUUCCUAUUUAAAGUUUCUCCAGUUUUACCCUUUCGACUCGAACAUUGGAGACCUCGGCUGGUAUAACUUGACGAGCAAUUACGAGCUUUUUAAACAGUUUUGGUCCACUAUAGCGAUACGACAUACGAAAGCUAUGGUUCGCAACGAUAUCCGCUUACCUGCACAGAACCGGAUCCUUUUAACGAUACCUUUCACGCCGAUUGAGCAAGAAUUCUACGACGAAAAGUUUGCCGAGUUUUCAGCUGCCAUUGGCUUGGACCGCGAAGGGAAUCCACUUGGAAGCGACUUUGAAACAACAAAUUUGCAGCAGACCAUGAGAAGUUGGCUUCGCAGAUUGCGGCAAAUCUGUUGUUCGCCGCAAGUGGGUAUGUUGGAAAUGAGCCACUCGAGGCCGCGAAAGUCGCGACUACACGAUUUUGUAGAGCCCUUGGAAUCGUUGGAGAAAUUGUUGGACGACAUGUUGACUCGUCUGUAUGGCGAAGUCACCGAGAAGGAGAGAAGACAAGUCGAAUUGGUUUCCCAGUUGUGCGAAUUCUUGGAGUUUAUCUACCGGCCGCAAGAUGCCAUCAAGUAUUUGAAAAGUGGAAUCAUCGAAACAAGAAAGAUUAUUCGCAGGCUCGAAGUCGUGCUUGGCAAGUACUUGCAAGAUUUCCGAAACGAUGCCUCGGGAAGUAACCUGGAAAGGAAAGAUGAUGACGAGAUUGGCAGGAUUGGCCACCACGAGCAGCCCAAUUCGGACGAAUCCCAUUUGGAGUCCAAAAUCAGCUCCAUUCGGUUGCGUUUGAGAAAUUGGUUGGUGACUUUGCACAAAUUUUAUUUCCUAUUUGCAUCAGCAAAUUUCCAAUUGUACGAUAAAGAGUUUCAGCUGCAUAUUGAAAAAUACAGAGUCGAGGUAGAUCUCGACUCCAUUCUUGAAGAAAGUUUUGGUCAAUACAAGGGCGACGAGCGAGCCGACGAACUUGCUUCGGUUGUCAGUUCUGUCCCCAUGGCUGAUUUUAAACAUGAGGAGAAACUUGAUGAACUAAUGGACACGCCGCAAGAAAAUGAAACCAAGUUUUAUGAGUUGGCAGAGCAGAUCCGUGCCCUUAUUUUAAAGCAAAGUUUGGAGCAGUUGGGCAAAGCUUUGCGUGAAAGGAUUUUUGACCGUACAUUUUACACAAAUUGGGACCAGUCUCUUGUAGAUGAGGGUCUUUGGCUACUACCCAAAACAUCAAAAAGAUUUUUUAACGUUUUACCUACGAUAAAAAUUGCCGAGUUGGAGGAGCUAGCCUUGAAUGCCACUGUGGCCACUUUUAUAAGGAAUUUAAAAAGAACAGUGGAGCCAUUAAACAAAAACGCUUCCGAGCUCAAUAGCGGCUUCAAAGAACUCGUGGAUCUUCUUUCGGAGAAAGUCACCGAAAAGAGCACAAAUCCAGACGAUAACGAAUACGACAAUGGUUUAAAGAACCAGGAGGCGAUUGCAUCUUCUUUGUCCCUGUUGGGCGAGAAACUCGUCGAAAGAAACCAUUUGAUUCUAGGGCAAACAGAUGUGAUAUCGAAACCUGGCAGCACAUUCAACUCGCAGGAACCGAUAUUCUCGGACUUGAUUGCGGAAUUGGGUUCAAUCGAAUACGAUGCAAAGGAGUCUGCCAAUGCCUCUUCCUCGGCCGAAGCCGAGGUCAUUCAAGCCAUUGCUCAAAGGGUGCGAACGAUAUUUGAAAAUCAAAAGCUUGCUUUUAGUUUAUUCAAUAGAGAGCUCAACGUGCACUGCAACAGCAUUUUCAAUUUGAGGGUCGAUUACUAUAGGCAACUUCAACAGAUUUCGGACUCGGUGGCUGCUCCCAAGUAUGACCCAUUCGAUCGCAAGAAUUUGAGGGCGCCACACAUUGAGGCGCAGUUGCGCAAGCUAACAAGAACCUUUGAGCGUACUCACCUGUCGAUGGACUCGAUGGUUGCGAGGUUGAGAUACCUCUCUGAGUUGGUGAAGGAGUCAAAUGCCGAGGGCAAAGAAAACGUCGAGAUGUUGUGCAUCAUUUGCCAGUCCGGAAUCACUGUUGGAUCGCUAACAACGUGUGGCCACAAGUUCUGCCGGGAAUGUUUGGACCACUGGAUCAAGAACUCGCAGCAGAGCUACUUUGGCUUUGCCAAUAGAAGACCAAGAUGCCCCAUGUGCAACACGGCCAUUGACCAUGGCUCGGUGUACAAUUUCAGCAGAUAUGAGCUGUCCUUGAAAGGCAAUGAGAUACACGAUGGUGGCCACCAAGCCGCCUCUGGUUUGCAUGGUGUUUACAAAGGUGUCGAGGAUUACAUUCUUCGAGAGAUUGAAGAUAUCAAAUUGAAAGCCACUUAUAGCUCCAAGAUUGACAUGAUUGUCAAGCAGGUUCUCUAUUUACGCAGCAAAGACCCUAGCGUACAAAUCAUCAUUUUCAGCCAGUGGCAAGACAUGUUGUACAUUUUGAGCUCUGCGUUGAGGGCAGCAAAAGUCACCUUUUUGACGUUUGAUGGCGAGAGCAGCAAUAGGACUAGAAGCAAGAGGCGCACAUGGCCCGGGGCCGUUGAAUUAUUCAAGGACCCAAGCAAUGGGUUCACUUGCUUUUUGUUGAAUGCCAAUGCACAAUCAAGUGGCUUGACUUUGGUCAACGCAACCCAUAUUUUCCUUUGUGAGCCAUUACUAAACACCUCGCUUGAGCUCCAAGCGAUAUCAAGAAUCCAUCGAAUCGGUCAAAGAAAGCCAACCACUGUGUGGAUGUUUGCGAUUGAAAAUACCGUGGAGGAGAAUAUUGUUGUUACUUCAACAAACAAGAGAUUGAAAUUGCUCCACCAUAAAAACGGCCUGGGACAUGGUCAUCACGAUGAUGGUGAUGAUUAUGAGUAUGAUAACGAUGAUAUUGAUGGUGGUGAGCUCAACGAGCGCGAUCUCGUGCAAGCCGACUCUUUAUCGGUGAUGAGCAACAUCGGUAUUGUACUGCACAAACAGCGUGCAGAAGGAGAAGUAGUUACGGAUACUGACUUGUGGGACGGUCUUUUCAGCAAAAAGCUGUUGAAACAUGAAACAGGUAGGGCUACGGCCACCGCGACGGCCACGAGUAGAUGA